Dendroctonus ponderosae (mountain pine beetle) is the source of this 1714-nucleotide messenger RNA. RefSeq lists its product as uncharacterized. The transcript has 8 exons. The record is from RefSeq and is a predicted model, not a curated record. Lineage: Eukaryota; Metazoa; Arthropoda; Insecta; Coleoptera; Curculionidae. Bases 233 to 1489 code for a protein of 418 amino acids.
UAAUGGGUUUCCAAUUAAGCUCCAAGUAUUUAAAAAACUGUUCCAAUGUUACUUUAUUUUUGCUCCAAACAUCACAGUUUGCUUACUUAUGCAGGGUGACACGCACGAAAAACCAAGAAAUUUUCCGCUUAGUAACCCCAACGAUCACCUUAAUCAGACACUAACGGUAAUAUUAAAUACAAAGUAGCUUAGAACUAAAAAUGUUUGCAGCUCUUGGCUCUUGGCAGAAAGAAUGAUUUCUCAAUUGAUAAAAAUUGUGCUAAUUUCUUCAAUAGUGUUUCCCGAAUUGUGUGCUGGACGUGCGAAUGUUUGCCUUGAUUUAAACGAUAUACUCUCUUUGAAUUGGAUGCCUGCAACUCUCCUACAGAAAGUGGGGGCUGAUGUUUAUGAUACAGAUGUUGCCAAUAAAACUUUUAAUGGAAUAGACAACAGAAUGGAAGUUAUGGAUGGAACUAUUGAUGAUGCAUUAACUACUAUGACGUUUCACAGGUCAAUGUUAAAUCAGUAUCACUGCACGAAAUAUGUUGCCAAUCAGAUCGUAUCGGAAAUGUCCAAAACCGCAUUUGAACGAAGAAGUGGAGGAUCAGACCCAGAAAAUGUAGAAAAUGAUGUAACCCAUAAAGAUAAGAUAAAAUCAAGCCUAUUAUCAGAUCAAGGGUCAUCAAGCUAUGAAGACUGGCUUAGAAAAAGUGCAACUCUCGACGACUUAUACAGACAUCAUCAUAGCAUAAACAACCUAAUGGAUACUGACUUGCAAUCAGCAAAAGACAACGCAGUUAACACGGAUAAAAACCAGCAAAUUUCUACCAAAUUCGACCAUCAAUAUCACGGAGAUUACAUAGCCACUCAUGGGGCUUUUUUGCAACCCACUAUAUAUCAUACUUCAGAAGUCGAACAAUCUUACAGCAAAUCUGACAAAAUAGCCGAUAUUUUUGAAAUUGCUCUCACCGCAUUGGCGUAUUUGUCCUUUGGAAUGUUCAUCGUGCAUUUGAUGAUGUGCAUAUCUGCAGUGAGUAAUCAACAGACAACCACAGCAAAUACCAGAAUCGUAGCACUUAAUCUGAGCCCGGCUGAGAUCAAUGCAGACGAAUACGAACCACAUGGAACUGUAACUGAUUCUAUGGAAUCUGAUGAAUUCAAAUUCAGAUCCAUUAAAGAACCGAACAAUUCGACGCCAUUAACUUCUGAGACACCAAAUGAGUUAGCUAGAAAAAUACUAAGUAUUUUCGAUUCUGCUUUAGGUGCUCCUAAAGACAAAGGCCAAUGCUUCAGAUAUGCGCUAUGCAAUGCAACAAAAUAUUCCCGAUUCAUCAAUGGAAAGGGAAAACUAUUCAUGGGUUGGUGGAGUUUUGGAGUUAGCUGGUUAUCGGAAAAGCUCACGCACAAUUUCGUGUCCAAACUUGAGGGUCUUCAGGCAAUCAUAUUUGGUUUAGGAAAAGCAAAUUGCAAAUCGGUUUAUCCAUGUAUGUUUGUGAAAGAUAAACAAUAACGCAAAUGUAACCAGCAGACAUAACUGUAGAUACUUCUCUUAUUUAUUUGAUCUCGGUGCAUUUAUAUAACUAUCCAUACGUUUGAUAAAAAAUAACUUCAUUCAGGGAAAAUAUGAAAUUAAUUUGGUUUUUGUAUCUUUUUUCACUACAUAAUAUACGAGGUUCGGAAAUAAAUAUAACAAAGUAAGUUAAAAAUGAAUUUCAAUAAAAAAAUUGUCGUUUUA